Molecule: messenger RNA, 2072 nt
Organism: Callorhinchus milii (elephant shark)
Lineage: Eukaryota; Metazoa; Chordata; Chondrichthyes; Chimaeriformes; Callorhinchidae
Gene: faslgb
Product: tumor necrosis factor ligand superfamily member 6-like
Exons: 4
Coding region: 101-826 (241 amino acids)
Biological process (GO): positive regulation of canonical NF-kappaB signal transduction; extrinsic apoptotic signaling pathway via death domain receptors; immune response
Cellular component (GO): membrane
Molecular function (GO): tumor necrosis factor receptor binding
Source: RefSeq, a predicted model, not a curated record
ACAAUUUACAAAAGACUUGCAGUCAGUUCAGUCACUGUGGAUGACUUGGGCUCUGUAGAAAUCGCACGGUUCUCUGUCUGGACUAAAAGUAGUAUUGAUAAUGAAACCGAAUAACGUUUUUUCUUUAGAAAGAGAUGACCAAAACUCUUAUCCUUCUAAGAACUUGUCUACGUGGCCCAUCCCUCUGCCACUGGAGAUGCCGAAGAGAAAAACAGACAGGCAGAAGGUCUACGCGGGUCUGAUUGUAAUCUUUCUUUUUGUUGAGUUGGCAGGGCUCAUAGUAGGCAUGAACUAUCUAUUUAGACUCCAACAGCAGCUGAAUCAAGUAACCCAGGACCCUUCAGAUUCACCAAAAGUCCCACAGAAGCUUAUUGCAACCAAGGACAAGACAAAGAAUGACAGAAAAAUGGCCGCACAUCUUACAGCUAAAGUUUCAGAUGCGAAUUCCACCAUGCUGUUCUGGGAAGAUAGAUUGGGCUAUGCCUUUACUGAUGGAGUGGCUUACGAGAAUGGAGCGUUGGUCAUCAGUGAAACCGGAUACUACUUUAUUUACUCAAGGGUCUAUUUCCGAGGAUUGGAAUGUGAGCAACUCCCAUUGCAUCAGACUGUUUUCAAACAAAGUGAAGGGUAUCCCGAAGCUAUGAUUCUGAUGGAAACUAGGGUAACUAACAUGUACUGCGUUGGUAGUAGAAUGUGGGGCAAGAAUACCUAUCAGGCUGGAAUAUUUUACCUGAGUGAAGGUGAGCGUUUGUAUGUCACUGUGCCAAAUCCAAGAAUGGUUGCUAUGAAGCAAAGUACAACUUGCUUUGGAAUAUAUAAGCUUUAGUUAGCACCAGUGCUGCUGGGAAAUGUUGGGUAAGGCCACAGUAUAUACUGCCUUCAAGUGGGAAUAAAUCUGCUUUGCUUCUAGCAGAAUAGUUUGAAGCCUAAAUCUCCAUUUAUACAUUCUGCUUCACACGUGCACAGAAUUGAGAAAUAGUGUUUUGAAUGUUAUGUCACAUAAUGAACACUUAAAUAACAUUAAAACAUAUAUCAAAAGGGAGUGAGUCCACUGUUGUUUUUACACUUGCCACUUCCCAGCAGUAUUAGGAGCAGGGUUCCAGCACGAUUUGCAUCACAUCUGCCUUGAUUUAUACUGAACAUUAGACGGCAAACCAUAGCUAUAAUCAAGGUGAUUUUCUAACACAAGUGCAGUAAGCUCAAAUUUAAGCAACCGUACUGCGCAGUAAUUACAGUGAAAGCAGGCUGUUAAUGCAAGGUUUUCACAGUGUGCUUAAAAAUGUCUUUCUUGCACCAGUUCAUGUAAUUUAAAAUGAGUUGUAAGUUUAUAAGUGACGAGAGGAUUCCAGAGGAGGCGAGAAAAAACUAUGGGGUCAUAAAAUUACGUAUUCCCAAACACAUUCCAUGACUAUUAAGUGAUAAUUAAGGAACAGAACGUGGUUACCCCUGUCAAAUUCAACUUCCAAAGUUACUUUCAAGAAAAUUAUUCAUUAAUAAAAUGUUCUCUCUUCCCCCAUUCUUCAUGGAAGGCAGUCACUUGUACUCCAGAUGAUAUCAUUCUAUGAAAGCUAUGGUUCGAUCAGAACAGUAGUCCUCUGAUAUCUCAACUCCAGUGAUUUUCUUUGAAUGAUGUGAUGAAAUCGCUCCAGAUACCCAGGAAAAACUGUUCAUUGUAAUCCUCCUUGCAGUGCUAUGCAAUGAACAGGACUGAUUUUCAGUGCAAUUUCCUGAAAUUGCAAUAACAAUGCAAUUUACAUUUGUAUAGUGCCUUCCACAUCAGGAGGAUGUAUCAAUGCCUUUAAAUAAUACAUUCAUUAAUACAGGUCGGCUCCACGGAACAAACUGCUCAGAGUACCAAUGUUCAAGCAUUGAAGACACUCUGUUUAUCUCUUGCCAAACUCAACUUAUUUGUGGUUAAGUCUUCUGAAGUUGUAGUUUUGUUUUCCUGCUUCACUUUGAUGCAGUUUCCAUCAGCUACAAGCAAGGUGCAUUUUCAUUAGCAUUUUUGAAUCCUAUGCUGUAGUAGGAAUGGCACAUUGUUACAUUAAAAUAAAGCUUUUACAUGGAACAUA